UCUCAGUUAUCGAUAACCAUGGACGCGGGCACCAAAAUCUUAGUUGUGGGCGAUGUGCGCGGUCGCUUCAAGCAACUCUUCCAGCGCGUGGAGCAGGUGAACAAAAAGGCGGGACCUUUUGAAAUCCUAUGCUGUGUGGGUGACUUUUUCGGCGAGGACAAACAAAACGAGGAGCUAAUAGCUUACAAAAAUGGAUUCAAACAUAUUACCGUGCCCACCUAUAUCCUUGGCCCCAACUCGAAGGAUCAUAGGAAAUACUUUGAAAAUCUGGCCGAUGGUGAAAUCUGCACCAAUCUUACAUACCUCGGCCGACGUGGAGUCUACACUCUGAGCAGUGGUGUCAAAAUAGCCUACUUAAGUGGCUUGGAGGCAGCGGGCACUGCGGAUUCCUCUGGCUCGGAGCACGAGUUCAACAAAGCCGAUGUCAUUGCCGUAAGGAACUCCUGUUUGGUGUCCAAAAACUGUUCUACGGAGUACCGAGGAGUAGAUGUGCUGCUCACUUCCCAGUGGCCAUUCGGCAUGCAGGAGAAGGAAAACGCCACUGCCUCUAAGUUGGUGUCAUUUCUGUGCCGUGAGAUAAAGCCACGGUACCACUUCUGCGCCAUCAAUGGAACCCACUACGAAAGCGCUCCUUUUCGGAUGCCCAAGGACGAGACCACGCAGUUUGAGCUGUGCACUCGCUUUAUUUCUCUUGCGGAAGUGGGAAAUGCAGAAAAGGCCAAGUACAUUUACGCACUCAGUCUUAAGCCAGUGGACAAGUCUCGUCUACUGGACCUGGUGCAGAAGACCACCAACGAAAUCCCUUGUCCUUUUAUCGGUUUGGACUUGGGCGGAGCCAUCAACAAAAAUGACUCGUCCGAAAAUCGACAAUAUUUUUAUGACAUGGAUGGCGGCAGUCGUAAGCGCCAAAGCGGUGAUAAUAACAGAAGGGAUAAGCGCCCAAGAAUUCCUCAGAUUGAGCAAGAUAAAUGCUGGUUCUGUUUGUCUUCACCCGAUGUGGAAAAACAUCUUAUUAUCACUGUGGGCGAACACUUUUAUCUAGCUCUGGCUAAAGGACCCAUCAACAAACAUCAUGUCAUGAUAUUGUCCACCAAACAUGUGCCCUGCGCUGCUCAACUCAGUCCAGAUGAUUGGGAGGAGCUAAAUAAGUUCAAGGCAGCCUUACGAAAGUUCUUCAAAACCUUGGGACAAGUUGUGUGCUUUACUGAGCGGCAUUACAAGUCUGUUCACCUGCAGAUCAAUGCACUUGGCUUUGAAGAAGGCUAUGCCUGGAAGAUAAAACAUAGUUUUGAGGACAAGGCGGAGGAAUUCAAUCUGGAAUUCGAGACCUUGCCGGCAUUGGAUUCUGAAAAAAUGCUACCGGAAAUGGGACCAUAUUUCCUGGCUGAGUUGCCCGACGAUAGCACUCUUAUAACGCGGCAAAUGAAACAUUUUCCCAUUCACUUUGCCAGGGACGUAUUCUGUUCUGAAAAUCUACUGAACUGCGAUGAGAAAGUCAACUGGAAGGAUUGCCUGCUCGACAAGGAAGAAGAAAUUUCGUAUGUUGAAGAUUUCCGAAAGGCCUUUGCACCUUUUGAUUUUACAGACGAUUAAACAAAAUAUGCUUUAUGUAUGUAUAGUAAAAAUUUCAUUUCGGUUGUAUUUGCUGAGCCCAUGCUAACAGUUCAUCAAUAUAAAUGCUUAAACUACA
This is a messenger RNA of Drosophila suzukii, 1690 nucleotides long. RefSeq names its product CWF19-like protein 1 homolog. Gene Ontology annotation, biological process: mRNA splicing, via spliceosome. Gene Ontology annotation, molecular function: RNA lariat debranching enzyme activator activity. Lineage: Eukaryota; Metazoa; Arthropoda; Insecta; Diptera; Drosophilidae. Gene Ontology annotation, cellular component: post-mRNA release spliceosomal complex. The record is from RefSeq and is a predicted model, not a curated record.